CGCGAUGUAAGUCAAAUAUUCUUCUCGCUUGUUUAUAUCCAGUUCAGGUUUGAUUGGCCGUAAAAAGGCUUUCAAGGUCUACUCCAAGGCGGCUCCCCAGGCCACCCUUGUGGAUAUCGAGAAGAAAAUGCGUGAAGAGGAUUUCAACAUUUACCUCAUCGCUAUGGUUAGUUAUAAAUCAUAACAUAUUGCUCUCCAGAAGAAUAGUACUGAUUGUGUGGCAUAGGAGAAACCAAUCGGCGACAUUAUGUGCCUGAUUAGCCUUCAGGGUAAGCUGAACUGCAAGUAUGUGGUCGGCUUCUACUACAGCCCCAAGCCACAGCGAGCGGCACUCCGUGAGCGUUGGCCCGCCUCUACCGAAGACAACCUGGCCCGUCUCGAGGACGCUGGUCUCCCUUACGAUCGUCAGAUCCCGAAAUGUAUCAACUGUGGUGGUAAGCAAAUAAGUGUACCCAAAUCAAGAAGAUUGAUGGCGAAAAAUGCUGACACAGACAAAUCAGAAAUGGGUCACAUUUCGCGCAGCUGCAAGGAAGAGCGUACUGAACGCGAGCGAGUCGAGGUGAAGUGUGUCAACUGUAACGCCGUCGGCCACCGGGCCCGUGACUGCCCCGAGCCGCGUCGCGAUAAGUUCGCUUGCCGUAACUGCGGGUCUCCCGAGCACAAGGCCUCCGACUGCCCCAACCCUCGUACGGCCGAAGGAGUCGAAUGCCGACGCUGUAAUGAGACUGGACAUUUUGCAAAGGAUUGUCCUCAGGCCAGUGCGCCCCGGACCUGCCGCAACUGUGGAUCGGAGGACCACAUGGCUCGAGACUGUGAUAAGCCGCGCGACGUUUCCACUGUGACGUGCCGCAACUGCGAUGAGGUCGGUCACUUCAGCACUGACUGCCCGAAACCACGCGAUUACUCCAGGGUCAGGUGCAACAACUGUGGUGAGAUGGGCCACACGAUGCGCCGGUGCCCCGCCGAGAACUCGGGGGAGCCUGACUUGAUGGGCGGCACGGACGACUACAAUAACAGGGGCAAUGACGUUGGCGCUGGUGCUGGCGGCGGAUGGGGUGCUUCCGAAGAAGCGGCCGGCUGGUGAAAACCACGACUCGUUUCUUCUCCCCGAAAUGGAUGUCGGGACGUGGAACGGUUUCAGCCGUGUGCGGGGGAAGAGAGAGUGCGUCAAGACAGCCACAAGCCGUACGGAGGACUUCCGUUGGUUGGCUCGCUCUUCCCUGCGGAAUACGGAAUGAUUCCAAGUAUAUCUAGCUUAGUACUACUACGACUCUGGCACUUUUUUUCUCCCUUCGCUUUUCGUUA
Messenger RNA from Aspergillus ruber CBS 135680, 1305 nucleotides. Its product is annotated as putative zinc knuckle transcription factor (CnjB). NCBI's taxonomy places the organism in Eukaryota, Fungi, Ascomycota, Eurotiomycetes, Eurotiales, Aspergillaceae. The coding region runs from base 248 to 1084 and encodes 278 amino acids. The transcript has 5 exons. Gene Ontology annotation, molecular function: nucleic acid binding; zinc ion binding. The record is from RefSeq and is a predicted model, not a curated record.